Molecule: messenger RNA, 3274 nt
Organism: Harpegnathos saltator (Jerdon's jumping ant)
Lineage: Eukaryota; Metazoa; Arthropoda; Insecta; Hymenoptera; Formicidae
Exons: 2
Coding region: 374-2416 (680 amino acids)
Source: RefSeq, a predicted model, not a curated record
UUUUUCUGUCAUCGUGAGUGCGGGUUCUUGCGCUGUAUCCCGCGCAAAAAUUAGAAGGUUCAUCUAAGAACCGAUAAUAUCAAUGCACGAUAGAUUUGCACAUUCUAUCUGAACUUUUCGUACUCUCUUAUAAUUUUUUUUUUCCUUUUCUCGCUGCCGGUCACCGAAUCUCAGCUGUAUAUCGAUUUCACUUCAAGUGCAGAAAGUGUAAUGCAGUAAAACUAAAAAGAACAAACUUUUACUAUUUUAUUUACUCAAGAUAUACUGCCUUUAAUAAAUUAAAAAAUCGGCCAGUGCAUAUAUCAUUAUCUUAAAGAUUCACCGAUAUAUGAAUACUAAUUCAAAUAAAUUCGAAUGUCUUUGUACUUAACAAAUGUUAAAGUCGAGAAUUUGCUUGAUCAAAGAAAUUCGACCGCCUUUGUCAGCUUGUCAGUUUUUGUCACUUGUGCAACAGGUUAAAGCUAUUAUAGCUAUUGUAAAACUCUAUUUUUGUGCAGUUUAUGAACUUGUAAAGAUUUAUGAAUGUACAUGUGAAAAAACAAUGAUGAGAUGUACAAAAUUUAAAAGUAACAAGAAGCUGCAUUUGAAUGUGGAAGAGGGUACAGAUAAUGCAACAAAGACAACAAAUACCAGGAUAAAUGGAAAAAAUGAUAACUCUCCUAAAAGUUGUCGAGACUACAUAGCUCCUAUUAAUCAUAGCACACCAGUUAAGCAGAAACCUAGUUUGAAUAAUACUGAAGAGUCACCCAAUGUUGAUUAUCCCGCUAGCCCACUGACUAUUCCAUGUACGCAAGACGGAGGUAAUGAAGUUGCGUGGGAUUGGCAAAAUACUCUGAACAAAACUCCUAAUAGGAGGACUAAAAAGCAAAAUAUUCAGUCUGAGACACCUAAAGGAACCAAAUCAUUGCAGAGGAAGAGAAAUUCUGACUCUCCUUUGUUGUGCAAAUCAUUCAAGAGGAAAACCAUCAAUAUGGAAAGAACAGAAAACAUUGGACAGUUUAGGGCUGAGUUGCAAGCGUUGAGUGAGAAGAUAGGAGUUAAAAAGCCAAAUGAUCAACACGAUUUAGAUGAUUGUAUCAAGGAAGAAUCAAUCAUAAUGAAUACAAGUCAUGAUGAAGAAGAAGCCAAGUCAAGUGUUACAGAUAACAAAGAGAAUUAUGGCACAAAAACUAACAGUCAUAACAAUAUUAGCAAAAAAAGCUCGAGUUAUGAUGAUUUGUUUGACGAUUCAAUAGAUGAUUCCAUGGCUAGAUGCACUCAGGAGAUAGAAGAAAUGUUCAAUCUGAUUAUAGUCAAAGGAAAUUCUAUUGUGUGUCCACAGAAAGAAACCAAGAAGGGAAAAUCUCCCACAAGUAACACAGUUGCUAAAAUUUCUCCUAUACAGUCUAAGGAAAACUCUGUGGCGACAGUGAACAAAAGUUUAUUCCUUGAAAGCACAAGUGGUGAUAAUAUAUUAAAGACGAAUAGCGACAGUACAUUAAAAACAAAUGGUGGUAGCAUAUUAAAGACAUAUUCGAGACUACCAUUAAAAAAAGACGCAAACUCCAGCACACGUGUUGUUGGAGCAUUUUCGCCUUGGAAAGAUAAAGAGCUACAUAAACUGUGUCUAAACAACAAUAUGGUACAUUGCGACACUGAAAAAUCGUGUGAUGAUAAAAAAUCGUCAAAGGAUAGCGCCGCUGAAUUGUUGGAUUUUCCAGAUGAUUCUUUUGACGAUUGCUUAGCGACUUGCAUUGAAGAUGAUAAGUUACCAUCAACGUCGACUAAAUUCAACAGUUUCUUACCUCCUAAGAUUCAAUCCAGCUAUAAAACUUUAACUAAUGCACCUUUGAAAGGAAAACUCUCUUAUUGUACUACGAUAUCAAAAACAGAGCCUACAACGAAAGAAAAGAUGCCCACUGCUGGUCCUCUGGACAACAGGAAAUUUUUCAAAUCCAAAAGCUUAUCGGAACAAUACAUCAAUCAGAAUUCAAUUGUACAGUAUAAAAAUACAGCGCACGUAACGUUCCCUUCGUAUUCAACGAAGUCCGCAUCGCAUUUGAGCUCAUUGCCCAAGUGCUCAGCGAUAUCGUAUCAUAAGAAUGUUGUUGCGCCUACUUCCGUAAGUAUCAAUUCGAUCGCUACGAAAGACCGUUAUAAGAAUGAACAUGGUGCAAACUCUCUAAUGACUAGCGCGGAUCGAACGUUGAGAUUCGAUGUUAACAAGUCUACAGCAAAAGAAGGUGGUAAUCGUUUUGUCAAACACAAUUCCACCGGUAAUAUGAGAAAUGAUACUAAGGAAUUAGCAAAAUUUGCCUCGCUUACAGCUCGAUGUACGGCGGGGGAAAUUGAAAGGAAAAGGUUGCAAGCCAAAAUGCGACUUGAGGCGAAGCAAAAGCUAUACGCUGUUAAUGUUAAAAAUAAUAUUAACAGGUAAAAACAUGCAUCCUAAUCCGUUUUGUUUAUUACGGAAUAUUACGGAAUAUUACGAAGGAUGAAUAUUUUUCUUGCUCUAAUGCUACCACAUUGUUCCGGGAACAAUGGGAACGAACAUGGGCACGACGAUCGUUAUUAUUGUAAUCGUUGUUAUAAUUACUAUUGUACGAUAUUAAGAAAUUACACAAAUAUUUUUUAUAAAUGUAUAGAUACGGAUGUGUGUGGAAGAGAUCUAUUUGUAGAAUAUAUUUAAACUAUGUAUAGAGAUGUUAGAAUCUAGGAGGGGAUAUAAGUGGAAUUCAUAUUUUUGAUGUUUCUCAAAAGAUUGCUCUUUCCCAAUUGAGAGAUUAUAGCAAACAGAUAAUUUGUAAUAUAACAAUUUGAUUUAAGAAAUUUAUAAUUCGCGCAAACGUACACGAAAUAUAUCGCGAAAGUAAAUAGAACGCAAACAUAAAUCAUUUAUUGCAAAUUGGUCUUUCCCUCGUAUUUUCACCCUUCCCAUAUUUUCUCUCGCAAAGAUAUAAAUUUCCUAUUGUACAAGAUUCCACUUCAACUGCAUUAUCUUAUCAUAAUUGUUCGCUCUGUGUUAUGUCCUUUAUUCGACGAAAUUAAUUUAACGGUAUUUAUAUAUUCGUUUUUGAAUAUUUAUAGUUGUCUUUUUUCUUUUAUGCAAAAUCAGGGCGUAUCUAUUACCUAAGACAUAUAGGAUGUAAGAUAUGCGACGUAUUUUAUACCCGAGAGGGCUCAGAUUAAUUUAACAUUCUCAUGGAAGUCGAGUGGGACAAUUUCGUUGUAAUAACAAUUCCUUGCGGUCUCUGGAGCAAUAAACGUUGUAGUGUACAACGACAUUACACACACA